AUAUAAGCGUGCUAAAAAAAAGGUUGUGGCAGGUAGAAUACCUGCAUAUUAAUUAUACCUACCUAACUAUUUCCGUGUAUUUAAAAUUGCGUAUGACAAUGAAGUAAAAUUGCUUACAUAUACAAAAGUGGACAUUUGGUUAAAUUUAAAUUAACAACUAAUUAAUAGUUCAACUAAUCAACAUACAACAUGGCGCUCAUUCUGAGAGGUGCGGUGAAGCUAUAUUACCAUCUGAAUGAAGAAAUUGUUGAUCCCAGGACACAAGAUUGGCCAUUAAUGAAGACCCCUUGGCCGGGGCUCGGGUUGCUGGCGAUAUACUUAUUGACAGUGCUCAAGUGGUUGCCGAAAUACAUGGAAAGCAGACCGGCUUACAACCUGCGGAGUGUGAUAGCUCUCUACAACGCAGUGCAGAUCCUCGCUUGUUCUUAUGUUGUUUAUCAGAGUCUGACGCUGGCGUGGCUGCGACACUAUUCGCUGCUGUGUCAACCGAUGGAGUACGGAGAGCAGGGUACGGAGUUUGCGUGGAAAGUUUGCUACACCUACUUCUUCAUUAAACUGGCUGAUCUCUUCGAUACCAUAUUUUUCGUAUUGAGAAAGAAACAAAACCAAGUGUCAUUCCUACACGUUUACCACCAUUGUGGCAUGGUCGCGGUUGCGUGGUCAAUGGUCAAAUGGUUGCCAGGAGGACACACGUCGUUCUUGGUGGUAGUGAACUCGUUCGUUCACAUCGUCAUGUACAGUUACUACCUGCUCACCGUGUGGGACGACGCCUACAAACAGUCGCUCUGGUGGAAGAAGCACGUCACUCAGUUGCAGAUCCUCCAAUUUACAAUACUAUUCCUCCACUUCUCCGCGUUGGCGCUAGUGGACGAGUGCGCGUUCCCGCGACAGCCGGCUUACAUCCUCAUACCGCAGAACCUCUUCAUGGUCAUACUCUUCAGCGACUUCUACUACCGCGCCUACAUCAAGUCUAGCAGUAUCGCCAAAAAUAAAUAAAUAAUAAAAUUAUUAUUUUAGUAACACUUCGUUUUUCCCUUUUUCAUAAUUUCAUCAUUAGGUACUUACUUUUUUUUAUGCUAUACUAGCGGACGCCCACGACUUCGACCCAGAAUAAAAUCUAUUUUUAACCGAUUUCAAAAAGGAGGAGUUCUCAAUUCGGUCGGUAUUUUUUUUAUCAUUCCAAAUUUCACCCAAAUCGCUUCAGAAGUCGCAGCAAAAGGAGAAACAAACACAGAAAUUUGAAAUUUCUUACAAGGAAAAACUCGAUA
Bicyclus anynana (squinting bush brown) is the source of this 1268-nucleotide messenger RNA. RefSeq names its product elongation of very long chain fatty acids protein. Gene Ontology annotation, cellular component: endoplasmic reticulum membrane. NCBI's taxonomy places the organism in Eukaryota, Metazoa, Arthropoda, Insecta, Lepidoptera, Nymphalidae. The record is from RefSeq and is a predicted model, not a curated record. The transcript has 7 exons. Gene Ontology annotation, molecular function: fatty acid elongase activity. Gene Ontology annotation, biological process: very long-chain fatty acid biosynthetic process; fatty acid elongation, saturated fatty acid; fatty acid elongation, polyunsaturated fatty acid. Bases 190 to 996 code for a protein of 268 amino acids.